Mercurialis annua (annual mercury) is the source of this 1675-nucleotide messenger RNA. RefSeq names its product pentatricopeptide repeat-containing protein At2g20710, mitochondrial-like. The transcript has 2 exons. The coding region runs from base 90 to 1604 and encodes 504 amino acids. Lineage: Eukaryota; Viridiplantae; Streptophyta; Magnoliopsida; Malpighiales; Euphorbiaceae. Gene Ontology annotation, molecular function: protein binding. The record is from RefSeq and is a predicted model, not a curated record. Gene Ontology annotation, cellular component: mitochondrion.
CAAUAGUUGAUAAAAUUUAAAAUUAUAUAAACCCAGAGUUAAACCCUCUUAUUUAUUCAGUAUGAUCAUAAAAAUAAUAAUUCACAAAAAUGGGAAUGAUUUCCAGAUCAAACUUAAUCUCACACUUUUAUUUUACUUCAAAGCUGCCAAAUUUAGCUUCAAUCUUCUUCUUCUCCACUAAAACCCAGAAAACCCAAUCUUCAUUGCACGAUAGGAUUGCGAUGGUAAGAGAUCCAACGGCCUCAAUUUUUCCGAUUCUUGAUCAAUGGGUCAGCGAAGGAAACACUCUUCAGAAACCUUUACUUAUAUCUCUUGUUUACCUCAUGAAUGAUCAGAGACGCUUCAAUCAUGCUUUACAGAUCUUGCAUUGGAUGACUGAUCGUCGACAUUUCAGAUUAUCAGCGGGUGAAGCUGCAGUUAGGUUAAAGUUAAUCCAUAGAGUUUAUGGAUUACAUAGUGUAGAAAAAUCCUUCGAGCAACUCUCCGACAAGCAAAAAACUCAUCAUGUAUAUGGGGCCCUUCUUGCCAGCUAUGUGCGAGAAAACUCUGUUCAGAAAGCGGAAGCAAUUAUGCAGGAAAUGAAAGAGAAAGGAAUGGCAACUUCAUCUUUUGCUUACAACAUGAUGAUCAACCUUUACCGACAAAACGAAAACCUUGAGAAAAUUAACUUAUUGAUCGAGGAAAUGGAAAGAAACGGGAUCCCUCAAGAUCAGUACACAAUAAACAACCUGAUGGCCGCUUAUGUUGCUGCAGCGAAUAUUUCUGGAAUUGAGAAAAUCUUAAAUAAAUUAGAAAAAGACUCCCAGCUUGAUCAGUGCUGGAGCUUAUAUUCAACUGCUGCAAGUGGCUAUCUGAAAGUCGGGUUGACGGAGAAAGCUUUGACAAUGUUACAGAAAGUGGAGAAGAUAAUGCCCAAAACAGGAGAGAACACAUUGGCAUUUAAGUUUCUUAUCUCUCUUUAUGCAGCGGCUGGUAAAAAAGACGAGCUUUACCGAAUUUGGUACAGAUAUAAACCAUCAUCGGUUAAUGCAAAGGAGACACGAGUCGGAGACAUGAUUACCGCUCUCUCAAAGCUGGACGAUAUCGAGGGUGCUGAAAAGAUCUUUGAAGAAUGGGAGGCUCAAUGCACGAAAUACGAUUUUCAUGUUCUAAAUCGGCUUAUCGUUGCGUAUUGCAAGAACGGACUUCUUGACAAGGCUGAAGCAGCUGUGAAAAAAGCUGCAAAUGGAAGAACACCUUAUGCCAGUACCUGGAAUGUAUUGGCAAUGGGAUAUGUUUCACAAAGUAAACUGUCCAAGGCAGUUAAUAUGUUGAAAAGGGCACUAUCGGCCCCGCGAAGAGGUUGGUCGCCAAAUCCUACCACGUUGACGGCAUGUUUUGAGUACUUAGAAAAGCGAGGAGAUGUCGAAGAAAUGGAGGAAAUUAUGAAGUCAUUAAGAACAAUGGAUCUUUUAAAUAGGGAUAUGUAUCAUACAUUAUUUAGGACAUAUUCUGCUGCUGGAAGACCAGUUAGUAAAGUUGUUGAUCAGAUGAAGUUGGAUGGUAUUGAUGCUGAUGAAGAAACUACAAAGAUCCUUGAAGGUAACAAGAAUGUAUAUAUAUAACCUAGAACAACUGCCUAGACCACUGUAAGAGAGUUUUUGAUGCCAUUACUAUGACCUUUUUGAUUUUCAUA